Messenger RNA from Carya illinoinensis, 1482 nucleotides. RefSeq names its product inositol oxygenase 1-like. NCBI's taxonomy places the organism in Eukaryota, Viridiplantae, Streptophyta, Magnoliopsida, Fagales, Juglandaceae. Gene Ontology annotation, cellular component: cytoplasm. Bases 320 to 1237 code for a protein of 305 amino acids. Gene Ontology annotation, biological process: inositol catabolic process. The record is from RefSeq and is a predicted model, not a curated record. Gene Ontology annotation, molecular function: iron ion binding; inositol oxygenase activity. The transcript is spliced from 11 exons.
UUAUCGUUCUUUCUAUAUAUCUCUUAUCCUUCUUCUUAUUAUAUUUAUGUCUCUUUUUUUUUUACUUUGUUGAAAAAUAAUAUAUAGUAUGUGAUAAAAUAAGAUAAAAUAGAAGGCAAAUGAAAACUGAGAUUUUUCAGGUAAGGACUCGAGACCUGCGAAUUCUCAGGGAAGGACUCUCCGGCCAAUUAUAAAUACCAAAACCCACAAUGCCAAUUUCAACACGACUAUCACCCUCUUUAUCACAUUCCUUAGGUUUCCUGCUUUUUUUCUUUUGUUUUCUCGAGCUUUUCUGGUAUUAUAAUUUUCUGUCGAGAUCAUGACUAUCCUCAAUAUUGAGCAGUACUCCGAGUUUGUUGAUGCAGAGGAGACGAAGGUCCCUAUUGAUGAGGAAGAGUUGGUGUUGGAUAAUGGGUUUGUUGUGCCACAGAUCAACUCCUUCGGCCACACCUUUAGGGACUAUGAUGCUGAAAGUCAGAGACAAGAAGGCGUGGAAAACUUCUACCGAACCAAUCACAUUAACCAGACUUAUGAUUUUGUGAAGAAGAUGAGAGAAGAGUAUGGAAAAUUGGACAGGGUGGAGAUGAGCAUAUGGGAAUGUUGUGAACUUCUCAAUGAAGUUGUUGAUGAGAGUGAUCCGGACUUGGACGAGCCCCAAAUCGAGCAUUUGUUGCAAACGGCUGAAGCAAUUAGAAAGGACUAUCCCACUGAAGAUUGGCUGCACCUGACUGGGCUUAUCCAUGAUCUUGGAAAGGUGCUUCUUCUUCCUAGCUUUGGAGAACUUCCUCAAUGGGCUGUUGUAGGGGACACAUACCCGGUUGGCUGUGCUUUUGAUGAAUCAAUUGUCCAUCACAAGCAUUUCAAGGAAAAUCCAGACUACAACAAUCCUGCUUACAACUCUGAAUAUGGAGUUUACUCGGAGGGCUGUGGACUCAACAAUGUAUUGAUGUCAUGGGGACACGAUGACUACAUGUAUUUGGUAGCGAAGGAAAAUAAAACCACUCUUCCUUCUGCAGCUCUUUUCAUCAUCAGAUACCAUUCAUUCUACGCAUUGCAUAGAUCACGAGCAUAUAAGCACUUAAUGAACGAGGAGGAUGUUGAGAAUCUGAAAUGGCUUCAAAUAUUUAACAAAUAUGACCUUUACAGCAAGAGCAAGGUUCGAGUUGACGUUGAGAAGGUUAAGCCAUACUAUCUAUCUCUCAUUGAAAAGUACUUCCCUGCGAAGCUAAAAUGGUGAAACUCAGUGGUUUUGAAGUUUGAUGAGUUGAGAUAUGCAUCACAGCAAACACAGUACUCGCCUCUAGUUGUGGUAGUUUUGAGUAUUUUCCUUUCUUUGAUGGUAGUAGGGAUCAUUGUAUGUAAUAAGCUCUAGUCGUACUUUGUUUGCAGUCUUAAUUCUACCGCUUUUAAAUAAGCAUUUUCAAGUGUUUUCAAAACAGUGAAUUUGAAAUAUGAAGUUAUCAUGAGAAAAUAUUCCCUCGA